UGAUUUUUUUUGUGUACUGACCGACGGUAUCCGAAACGGUAAUACAGUAGUCGUUCUGACCAGUCCUCAUUUAUCCAGGCCCCAUUUGGCCAGUCCUCAGUUGACCAGUCCACAGUUGACCAGUCCCAAUUUGACAAGUCCCCAUUUGACCAGUGCCCAAGUCUACGGACCACAUCUGAUUCUUCAGUUCACUUACCACAAGCAGAUUGCAAUGAAGUACUAUGAAGAAGCCAAAAACUCUGAGGACAAACGGCCGUGUGCUGGUCUUCGUGAGGAUUUGAAAGCGUGUCUCUUAGCCACAGACUGUGUUAGAUUGCAUAAAAAAACUCCCAAAGAAUGCCUCAAAUCAAAUGACCCAUCUAUACCCGAAGAGUGCCAUGCUCUUCGUGUAACAUUCUUUGAGUGUAAGCGUUCACUGUUGGAUAAUCGACAGAGGUUUCGUGGACGAAAGGGAUACUGAUACUGUACAGUAUUUCUAGCUAAAUCUUUUACACGUGUAUAUAGGUAAUUCUGUAAUAUACAGUACUUCCCAGUUAUGAAAGAUUAAAUUAAAAAUUUUGUACAUACUUUUAAGUUAUUAAGUAAUCAAUGCUCAGUCACUCGAAGUUUGAUUUAAUAUGAAAGAGUUUAUAAAAUAUAUUUUUCUGCAAACUUUUUGCAUUUGAAAAUUUUACUAAAUUAUUUGUUUGGUAAUAUGCAUUUUAGAAAAAGGAUAUAAGCCUGAAAUCUAUUGACUUUUUGUCAUCUAAUUUUUUUGCAAUGAACUACACGUUCACAAUUGUAAUUUGUGAAGUAACAUUACAGUACUGUACUGUAAUCAAAUUUCUACGUCCAGAUCUGGUUUAACCAGCAAUGCUUGAAAAUUAGUUUUCUGGACAUGCUCUUGACUUUUCAAACUUACCAAUAUGAAUCCUACUAAUAUAAUAAUUUGAGGAAGACGAUUGUGAGAGGGAUAAACUGUUAAUGAUAUGUAUACUGUUUAUGUUGAUACAGUGCACUUUGCUGAGAGUGAGAUGGAAUGGCAAUUUUUUUUAAAUAGUUCGUGAAUGAGUUCAUUAGUGUGGGCAAGAAGAAAGUGGGUCAGUGUAGGAAAAGUAAGAUUAUGGUAUUUGAAAGACAAGAAUGAGAUGUGGAUUUGGUUGAGUACUAUAGAAUGGUAAGACUGAUUUGAACUGGAGGGUUAAAAAUAAGGAAGAUGUACUGGAAGUUGUAGGAAGUUUUAAAUAUUUGGAUACAGUGUAAGAUAAGUAGGAAGUGCAUUAA
This is a messenger RNA of Procambarus clarkii (red swamp crayfish), 1263 nucleotides long. Its product is annotated as cytochrome c oxidase assembly factor 5. Lineage: Eukaryota; Metazoa; Arthropoda; Malacostraca; Decapoda; Cambaridae. Gene Ontology annotation, cellular component: mitochondrion. The record is from RefSeq and is a predicted model, not a curated record. Gene Ontology annotation, biological process: mitochondrial respiratory chain complex IV assembly.